Molecule: messenger RNA, 1254 nt
Organism: Effrenium voratum
Lineage: Eukaryota; Dinophyceae; Suessiales; Symbiodiniaceae
Source: the annotation of a GenBank genome assembly
AUGUGCGUGGCAAUUGGUGCAAAGCUGCUGGAUCGCCUGCUGAAACGACAGAUCCGGAUCGGGCGUCUUGACCUGACAUAUCCGGACGGCGGCAAGAUCAUAUACGGUCAGCGGACUGCGGUGCCGGUGCGCGCCCAAAUCAAAGACGCGCGCUGGAUCGGGCGCAUCCUGCGCAAUCCCGAACUGCGAGUCGGCGAGGCCUACAUGGACGGCGCGCUGACACUCUGUGACCGGUCGAUUUACCACCUGCUCGAUCUCGUCUGGACCAAUAUCUAUGGUGAUGACGGCACGGCUCAAAACAGAGGUUCGGCCUGGUUGUCACGGAUGAUGCAGGGCCCCAAUCCGCCGUCCCGGGCUCGUCGCAACGUCGCGCACCACUACGACCUGGGCGAUGCGCUCUACCGACUGUUUCUCGAUGACGACAUGCAGUAUUCGUGUGCCUACUUCGCCCGGCCCGACAUGUCGUUGGACGAGGCGCAGGCCGCCAAGAAAGCGCACAUUGCCCGCAAGCUUGCGAUCAAGCCGGGUCACCGGGUUCUCGACAUCGGCUCGGGCUGGGGCGGAUUGGCGCUUGGCCUGGCCCGGCUCGGAGCGUCGGAUGUUCUUGGCAUCACGCUGUCAUCGGAACAGCUUGCCACAGCCCGCAAGCGCGCGACCGAACAGGGGUUGGGCAACCAAGUCCAUUUCGAACUUGCCGAUUACCGCUCGCUUGACGGCCAGUUCGACCGCAUCGUCUCGGUCGGCAUGCUCGAACAUGUCGGCGCACGGCAUUACUCCGAAUACUUCGCUCGGAUCGCCAGGCUCUUGUCCGAUGACGGCGUUGCGCUCAUUCAUACCAUCGGGCGGACGACGCCGCCGGGCGUGACAAAUCCGUGGAUCGACAAAUACAUCUUCCCCGGCGGCUACAUCCCGGCGCUUUCCGAACUCAUGCGGCACAUCGAGCAACUUCGGCUUCAUGUGCUGGAUAUCGAGGUCUUGCGACUGCACUAUGCCGAAACGCUCAGGGCCUGGCGCAAGCGGUUCCUCGAUAAUGCUGAUCAGGCUGCCGCGCUCUAUGAUGAGCGCUUCGUGCGCAUGUGGGAUUUCUACCUGUCCGGCAGCGAAUUGUCGUUCCGCCACGGCGAUCAUGUCGUCUUCCAACUCCAAUUGGGCCGCCGUCAGGACGCGGUCCCUCUGGUCCGCGACUACCUCUACCUCCGAUCCCCUCAAGACGCGGCGACAGCGGCAAACAGCGCUGCAACGCAAAGGGUUUGA